AAAUGGAUGGACCAAGUGGGAAAGGAGGCGGUAGUGUGGAUAUCUACUUGCCGAACUAUAAACUUGGUAAAACUCUUGGAAUUGGUUCAUUUGGUAAGGUAAAAAUUGCAGAGCAUGCGUUGACGGGCCACAAAGUUGCCAUCAAAAUCCUUAAUCGUCGAAAGAUAAAAAACAUGGAAAUGGAAGAAAAAGUGAGACGAGAGAUAAAAAUAUUGAAACUAUUCAUGCAUCCUCAUAUUAUACGACUGUAUGAAGUUAUAGAAACACCGACAGAUAUUUAUGUUGUGAUGGAGUAUGUAAAGUCAGGGGAGCUGUUUGAUUACAUUGUAGAGAAGGGAAGGUUGCAGGAGGAUGAAGCUCGCAAUUUUUUUCAGCAGAUAAUUUCUGGUGUGGAGUACUGCCACAGAAAUAUGGUGGUUCAUAGGGAUCUUAAGCCAGAGAAUCUGCUUUUGGAUUCCAAAUGCAAUGUUAAGAUUGCUGAUUUUGGCUUGAGCAAUGUCAUGCGGGAUGGCCAUUUCCUGAAAACAAGCUGCGGAAGUCCAAACUAUGCUGCCCCAGAGGUUAUUUCUGGGAAACUAUACGCUGGGCCUGAGGUUGAUGUUUGGAGCUGUGGUGUAAUCUUAUAUGCUCUUCUUUGCGGUACCCUUCCUUUUGAUGAUGAAAACAUUCCUAACCUAUUCAAGAAAAUAAAGGGUGGAAUAUAUACUCUUCCAAGUCAUUUAUCAGCUGGAGCAAGGGAUUUGAUCCCUAGAAUGCUUGUUGUAGAGCCAAUGAAGCGAAUGACUAUUCCUGAAAUCCGUCAGCAUCCAUGGUUCCAAGCUCAUCUUCCCCGCUAUUUAGCUGUGCCUCCACCUGAUUCAAUGCAACAGGCAAAAAAGAUUGAUGAAGAUAUUCUUCAGGAAGUAGUGAAGAUGGGAUUUGACAGGAACCAACUGGUUGAGUCUCUUCGCAACAGGAAAACAAAUGAUGGUACUGUUGCAUAUUAUCUGUUGUUGGACAACCGGUUCCGGGUUUCUAGUGGCUAUCUUGGAGCUGAGUUUCAGGAGUCGAUGGAAUGCAAUUUCACACGUAUGCAUCCAGGUGAAGCUGCAUCUUCUGCCAUUGGGCAUCGACUGCCGGGAUAUAUGGAGCAUCAGGGAAUUGGCUUAAGAACCCAAUUCCCUGUUGAGAGGAAAUGGGCUCUUGGACUUCAGUCUCGAGCUCAUCCUCGUGAGAUAAUGACUGAGGUUCUAAAAGCUCUUCAAGCACUGGAGGUGUGUUGGAAAAAAAUUGGUCACUACAACAUGAAGUGCCGAUAUCCUCGCUUUCCAGGCGGUUCUGAAGGCAUGGUCAACAGUGCAGUGCAUGGUAACCAUUACUUUGCGGAUGAAUCUGCAAUUGUUGAGAAUGAUGGGGUUAGUAGGCAAACAAAUGUAGUCAAGUUUGAGUUGCAGCUCUAUAAGACUCGUGAGGAGAAGUAUCUGCUUGAUCUGCAAAGGGUGAACGGACCUCAGUUUCUGUUCUUGGAUCUCUGUGCUGCUUUCCUUGCUCAACUUCGAGUCCUAUGAUAUUGGGUUCAUUCAGGCUGGAGAUUUACCCAGGAAGGUCAUAUGAUGCUUGUGAAUAAUUACGGACAUUGUAUAUUCCGACUGGUGUGAUUUAUAUUUUCAGCUCUUUUCUAAGUCGCAGGCAUGCUUUGAUUCCCUAUAACAACUUUGUGAACUAUGGUUUACUCAAUUGUAUGAGCUCAGAACGUCUUUGAAUCAAUAUGGAACUUUGUUAAUUAAUAGCUACGAAUGUGACCAUGGAGAUUAGCAAGGGAAGGAUGGAUAAUUGUA
Telopea speciosissima is the source of this 1817-nucleotide messenger RNA. Its product is annotated as SNF1-related protein kinase catalytic subunit alpha KIN10. Gene Ontology annotation, biological process: intracellular signal transduction; protein phosphorylation. The transcript is spliced from 10 exons. The record is from RefSeq and is a predicted model, not a curated record. Gene Ontology annotation, molecular function: protein serine/threonine kinase activity; protein binding; ATP binding. The coding region runs from base 3 to 1547 and encodes 514 amino acids. Lineage: Eukaryota; Viridiplantae; Streptophyta; Magnoliopsida; Proteales; Proteaceae.